CUGCUUGCAGAUUUCAUUUCAUGUUCCGAAUGGUUUAUAUCGGCAGACGAUAUAAACCAACUUAAAACUUGUAAAGGAAUAAUUGAAUUAAUGUAGAGUAGGGCACUAGGACCCAGCAGAGAGCAGAGGCUAGAGACCAAUUGCAAGCUUGUCUGGAAGGGCGUCAAUUCUCUAACAGGGAAAAAGCUAUUUUUCUACCAUCUGGGUCAAGUCAACUCUAUACCAACCUUUAUGAGGAAUAUGGUCUUGCCAUGUUCUCGAUCCCUCAGGUUACAGGCUGCACCUGGUUGGAGAGAAGCACUACAAAUGUGUCAUUUGAUGGAGACCGAGCAGAGUGAAGAGGGGCUCAGCAAACUACGAGUGCAUGCGCAGAACCCUGUUCAGAUCCCUGCAGGUACCACCAGUGAUGACUCCAGCCACAGGUCCAAAAGGUUUUAAAGGUGUCUCUUGGGGAGGCUGGAGCUAACCUUGAUGUGUAGCAGGCAGAAGACCCACUGAUCCAGGAGUUUCACUUCUGGGACAGACGACAACAACCAAAUAAGGAUGAGAGGAAGAAGGCAUCGCCCAUGCUCCUGAAGCUCUUGAAGCAGUGGGAUCGGGUAAUUGAGGUGGAAUCACCGGAAGGGGGACCAACGUGGAAUCAGCUUUUAUUAUCGCAAAAACUGCAAGGGGAUGUCCUCCUUAGCCUUCAUGACAACCCUGGCCACCAAGGUGUGGAACGGACAGCAGAUCUCAUUUCGGAGGAGAUACUAUUGGCCAGCCGGUCACCAUGACGACCAAGCGUGGACUGAUAACGGAUUCGUUCAAGGUGGUGAAGAAAGGAAGGAGAGGUGGCAAACGGCAGAAGCAACGGGCGACGCCUCCUCCUUCUCCUCCUCAGCAAGAGUCUGACAGUGAAGCGGUCAGAGAGGACGAGCUGCACAAGCUCAGACAGUUUGAUCUGGACUGGAGGUUCGGGCCGUGCACAGGGAUCAGCAGGCUGCAGAGGUGGGAGAGAGCAAAGCUUCAUGGUCUGGAUCCACCUGAGGAGAUCAGAGAGCUGCUGCUGCUGCCGCAGACGCACACUGACCCCGAGUACACGCUGAGCCUGUGGAGAGAGUAUCCACUGUGAGGACGUCCAAUCAUCCCGGAGACGGAGAGAGAAAAGUCGCCAGAGCUCGACAGAAGUCACAUCAAGCUCGCGUCUGUGUCGGACAUUUUGAAUCAUGUGAUCAAACAAAGAAGCGUCAGAAGGCUUCCUGUGCGGCCUUAAGUGGACACUACGGCAACAGAAGAGGAUCACUCUCACAUCCUGGAGGCAGGAAAACGUGUCUCCACACGUUUGUUUGUUUCUUUUAAGUUAAAGUGACACUAUGUUGUCUCUUAUGCCCCAAGUUUAAUUCAUAUUUUUAAUUAAAAGCUACCAAACCUG
Solea solea (common sole) is the source of this 1411-nucleotide messenger RNA. It is a transcript of the gene pold4, whose product is annotated as DNA polymerase delta 4, accessory subunit. Bases 770 to 1111 code for a protein of 113 amino acids. Gene Ontology annotation, cellular component: delta DNA polymerase complex. Gene Ontology annotation, molecular function: DNA-directed DNA polymerase activity. Lineage: Eukaryota; Metazoa; Chordata; Actinopteri; Pleuronectiformes; Soleidae. The transcript has 6 exons. Gene Ontology annotation, biological process: DNA synthesis involved in DNA repair; DNA-templated DNA replication. The record is from RefSeq and is a predicted model, not a curated record.